Impatiens glandulifera is the source of this 498-nucleotide messenger RNA. Its product is annotated as nuclear transcription factor Y subunit B-1-like. Lineage: Eukaryota; Viridiplantae; Streptophyta; Magnoliopsida; Ericales; Balsaminaceae. Bases 1 to 498 code for a protein of 165 amino acids. The transcript is spliced from 2 exons. Gene Ontology annotation, cellular component: CCAAT-binding factor complex. The record is from RefSeq and is a predicted model, not a curated record. Gene Ontology annotation, molecular function: RNA polymerase II cis-regulatory region sequence-specific DNA binding; DNA-binding transcription activator activity, RNA polymerase II-specific; protein heterodimerization activity. Gene Ontology annotation, biological process: regulation of transcription by RNA polymerase II.
AUGGAGAACAAGGGUUCAAGUUUAAGAGUUUCAACAGCGCCACAAACAGAGCCAUUCAUACCGGUGGCGAAUGUGGUGAGGAUCAUGCGGCGUGUGGUACCGCCACAUGGCAAGAUUGCUGACAAUGUGAAGGAUAUUGUUCAAAAUUGUGUCUCAAAAUUCAUUGGCCUGAUAAAUGCCAAAGCUAACAUGUGUUGUCAGAGCGAGAGUCGUAGAACUAUUACCGCCGAUGACAUUCUGCGAGCCAUGGCCUCGCUAGGGUUUGAUGAUUAUGUUAGCACACUUUCCUUUUACCUGCUCCGUUAUCGUGAGACAGAGUCAUUGGGGAUUGCCGUCUCAAGACGACCCGUCAUGACUUUUGGGCCAAUUCCAGACCCAAUGGGCCAUCUAGUUUUGCAGGCCCACGAUGUAGUUGGGUCGCAUGGACCGUCUCGUUCAAGUGACCCUAAUGCUGGACCUGAAUCUAGACCUAGUUAUGAUCCAUUUGGAAGGUCCUAA